CAUCUGGCAACCCCCUCCUGAUCCGGGAUAGAGUGAUACAGUAGUCCCGCGAGGAAGACCGAGAUCAAAAAGGUAGCCCGUGCGACGCGCGUCCUCAACGUAGCGCAGAAGAACGACAGCGAGCAAGAGAGAGAGAGAGAGAAAGAGAGGGACAGAUCGGGGAAUGUUUUCGCGGUGCUGCCGGUCGCACGCGUGCCGAGACCCGCAGUACCGAGGGUGAAUCCCCCUGAAUCGUUCCACCCUGACCCGAUGCUGCAGCGACGAGGAAACGCGGGAAGCUCGCUACGUGCGGUACGAGCCGGCGAGAUCGGACUGCGGACGCGUCUCUGAGCCCGUUUUGUACAUGCAGCGCGCGAGAUCCGCAUCGGCGUCGGCCCCGUGAGUAGUAGUACCGGUUGCAGUUGCGGCGAUAUCGAGGCGCUCACAACCGAACGAUAUCCUGCCGAACGGCCGACCGACGCGAUAUCGCUUGUUGACGCGAAAGUAUAUCCGCGGAAGAGAGAAGCAUAGAUCCGCGAGAUCCGCAGACGAAUCCAAAUUGAGAAGAGAUGUCCGCGCUGCCCGACAAUGCCGCGUCGUGGUGCAGCAGAUCGUCCGGGCCAUAGUGCGCGCGAGUUGUACCAUCCGGUACGGAGUAGCGGCGGUGGACGGUUGCACCAGAGGAUCGCUGCGUGGAGGCGGUCACGUGCCUCCCCGACGUAGCUAGGACGAUGCGCCUGGCGAGUCCGGUGCAGGUGCGACCGGGCGGGCCCUGAGGAGUUUUUCCCACGACUGCUCCGUUCCGUAUUACGCGCGCCGCGAGCGAGCCGCUGAGAACAGGUGAUUCUGCCGCGGGAAGGCCCCCCCGGGUGGCCGAGAGGUUCGUCCUCGCUCGACGCGCCGACAGCCACGUGCGAGGACGAGCGGACGAGUGGCGGCGGCGGCGAGGCGGCGGCGGCGGCGGCAGCAGCGACUGUGAGGGAGGUGGGGAAAAUCGGCAACGUGGAGGAGGUGGUGCACAGCCAGGCGGUCAUCGAGGAAGGAGCGGCAGCCACGCUCCGGCUUCCCCGCGAGCAAACAUGAGACGGCCGUGGACGCUCGUCGCGGCGAUAGCCCUGGCUGCGUCGGGGCUGGUAAGUGGCGGUUUGCACGAGAAGCGGCUGCUGAACGACCUGCUGGACGCGUACAACGUGCUGGAGCGGCCGGUGGGUAACGAGUCCGAUCCCCUCCAGCUGAGCUUCGGCCUCACGCUCAUGCAAAUAAUCGACGUCGACGAGAAGAACCAGUUGCUCAUCACGAAUCUUUGGCUAAAAUUGGAAUGGAACGACGUGAACAUGAGAUGGAACGUCUCGGACUAUGGAGGCGUGCGAGACCUCAGAAUACCGCCGCAUCGGCUGUGGAAACCUGACGUCCUUAUGUAUAACAGCGCCGACGAGGGCUUUGACGGCACUUAUCCGACGAACGUUGUCGUAAAGAACAAUGGGACCUGCUUAUACGUGCCGCCCGGUAUAUUCAAGAGCACUUGCAAGAUAGACAUUACUUGGUUUCCCUUUGACGAUCAGCGCUGCGAGAUGAAAUUCGGCUCCUGGACGUACGACGGCUUUCAGUUGGACCUGCAGCUGCAAGACGAGACCGGGGGUGACAUCAGCAGUUUCAUCACUAACGGCGAGUGGGAUCUGUUAGGGGUGCCCGGUAAGAGGAACGAAAUCUACUACAAUUGCUGCCCAGAACCGUACAUAGACAUCACCUUCGUCGUCAUCAUCAGAAGACGCACACUCUACUACUUCUUCAAUCUGAUUGUGCCGUGCGUCCUGAUCGCCAGCAUGGCCGUCCUCGGGUUCACUCUGCCGCCCGAUUCCGGCGAGAAACUCUCCCUUGGGGUAACCAUCCUCCUGUCCCUCACUGUGUUCCUGAAUAUGGUUGCCGAGACAAUGCCGGCGACCUCCGAUGCCGUGCCGCUUUUAGGGACGUACUUUAAUUGCAUCAUGUUUAUGGUGGCCAGUAGCGUGGUCAGCACGAUCCUCAUCUUGAACUAUCAUCAUCGGAAUUCUGACACUCAUGAAAUGUCUGAAUGGAUUAAAGUGGUUUUCCUAUACUGGCUGCCCUGCAUACUCCGCAUGUCAAGGCCAGGACACGAAGAGGAGAAGGAAGUACAAAAGUCUAAAAACCCAUCUCCGGUAACAGGCGCGAGCAAGUCAUACGGCGAUCUGGAGCUCCAUCAGAGGAGUAGUAAGUCCCUGUUGGCGAACGUCCUGGACCUGGACGACAACGCGCUGGCGUCCCACAACAAUUUGCUGAACAAUGUGUACAGCACGCCCGGGCCGCAUCAUGCGCACACGAUGGGUCACGGCCACAGUCACAUACACACGACGCCCCAUCAUCAUCACAGCCACGCGCCCACGACGCCGCACCAUCAGCACGCGACGCCGUUGCCGCACUCAUCGUACCCGGGCCACCAGAUCUCGCAUACACCGCAUCAUCAUCCACAUCCGCAGGACGCGUCAACGCCGCAGGUCGAGACGAUACUCCAGAACGCGUGCUUCUGCGCCCGCUACGAGCUUGUGCUAAUCCUGAAGGAAAUUAAGAUAAUAACGAAUCAAUUGAAGAGCGAGGAUGAGAACACGAAGAUCACGAACGACUGGAAGUUCGCGGCGAUGGUGAUCGAUAGGAUGUGCCUAAUCAUUUUUACUCUGUUCACCAUCAUCGCUACCAUCACCGUCCUGCUGUCGGCGCCGCACAUUAUCGUCACGUGAUUCAGAAAAGCCAGUCUGCCGCCGGUGGUUCCGGGGCCGACGAGGAUCGCGCGCCGGGCGCCGUCGACGCUCUUCCCGUUAACCGGAUUCCGCCGGAACGGGCUCGUGGUUGCUCGUCUGCGGGUCCGCAUGCCGCUUCGUUUCGGAGACCUGCGCGUUAGGAAGAAAGCAAUACGGGGAGUAACUUCGUUUCUUUAUGAUAUAUAUAAUAACAUCGGUAAAAAGGAAAAUAAUAACGCUACCGAUGAGGAUAACGAUAAUAGUACUAAUAAUAAUUACGUAAUAGUAAUGGUAAACUUUAUCGUAUAAUAAUUAAUCCCACAAGGACGCCUUAGCGAAACACAUUGACACACCGUUUCUAGACAGCGCGAGCGCGCGAGAGAGCGAAGGGACACGUUUAUACGGAAACACGCGGGAAUGGAACACACGUACACUGGUUUGUUACACGCAUCCCUGAGAGCAGUCGAUGAACACCUUGUAUAGUUGAGACACGGUGCAUUUUCUCGAACGAGUCAAACGAUUAAUUCUUAUAAGAGGUUCAAUUACGAAUUUUCACAGACGUAGCGUAAAUGGUCGAAUCCAGGCGAGUAUUCGACUCUGUCCUCCGCGACUACUACUUGGGGAUGUACCACAUAUACACGUACACAUAUAUGCGAUGUGAUACGCACGGAUGCGUGAUUUGUCGAUGAGUUUUAAAAAUACUUCGCUAUGGCCCAAGGUUAAUACGAUAUAGAAAUUUCCGAAUGCGUGCAAGGAUCAGUGUUGCUAGAUUUAAGUUCAAAUAAGAUUCGCAAUGUUUCUACAAAUCCGCAUAAAGACUCAAAUUCGAGGAUCUUGGAAAAUGUGAAUUUUCAAAGAAGAUAUAAAUCCCCAAAAAGUAUAAAAUUGAAAUGGAAAGCGCAAAUGGUAGCGUGCUCAAAAAUGGCAAGUGCAAUCAAAGUUUUCACGUGCUUGAAAUUCUCGAAAACACGCGAGCCGAAGUAUUCUACAAAAUUCGGGGAUUGCUAUAUGCCGAUUGACAUUGGCACUCGUUCACGACGAGAUGCGAAAAGAAGCGCUCAAAAAUGCCGGCGACAGGCAUCAGUUUUUUUUUUACCGGCAUAAAACCGGGGUGACGAUCGCGAGGAGAGAACGAAAAAUUGAUCGCGAAGAGGAGAAGAAGAGGGGCGAGGAGAGAAAAGAGAUUUGGGCUUUAAGGGUAAAACGCACACGUUACACUCUCAGAAUACACACGACGAACUGCCAAGGUGAUUAAAAUAAUGCCAAGUGAAUUUUCUUAUCCGUAUCAUUAGUAUGUAAAAAAGUCGACGACGAUUUAAUAAACGGGGGAUUUAUACUACGAUUUAAGUGAAGGUAAUGUAAAACAUAAAUACUCUCUCGAGUAGGUCGCGAGGGAGAUUCGAAGGACGCACUAUGAAGGGAUGCGGGCAGUGGACGCGGGACGGAAAUGUGCGAGGGACGGUUGUUCGAUAACUUCCGUUUGUGACAGCGCGAGCAGAUUCAGUUGCGAGCGACGUACUUUCUUUUCUCGGUGUCCGCAAACGUGUGCGAAUUGUUUCGCCAUUGAUCCGUAUUCUCGUCGCGCACGUUUAACGCUGAAAGCCGUUAUUCGAUGCUUGAUUUUGUAUCUGAAUCGCGCGAGCGCGCAUCAAGCAUGUGUAUCAAUGUAUCAAACGGUAGUACAUUUAGCGUUAAACAGGAUUAUGCAGUUCUAUCAGACGAUUAACUUUAAGCUGCAUUAACUACGAGAACAGUUGAAAAUUUCGCAUUUAGCAUGAGUAUUAAAGUCUAAAUUUCAAGAGCGGGUGUUUACUGCUAAAUCUAAAGCUGAGAAAACGGAUCAUUAUCGCUCACAAACGCGGACUUGCACAGACAUACUUUUCGUGCACGUUACAUAAAAACGAGAUAUACUUUUUUUUCUCUGGCGCAUCAAUCUUUUUCUUCCCAUCAUUCCAUUACAGAAAUUGUUAUCGCGACAACACUGCUCACUUUUUUUCUGACGAUGAAAAAUCGUUUUGGAAUGCAGAUGUUAAACGCCAGCUUUUAUUUCGCUUGUAUUAAGAAAAAAUAACUUAAAUGUGACUUCAACGUCCCUCGUUAUGCUGUCGUCUCUUCAGCAACAUUGCGCUGUAACAUCAAUCAAUAACAAUAUCAAAAUUGGUAAGCUCCGAUCUGUCUUCUAUACGAAAUCAAUAAUGCGAUGCCAUGCUUGCGAUCAACGAGUCGAUUCGUCGCAACAGACAUUUCCUUCGUCCGCGAGAAACAUAAAAGGAAAACGUGACUUUACUUUUAAGCUCAAAAUUAAGACGCCUCACGUUCUCUGUUAAUUCACGAGCCGCUCGAGAGUUGCGAGUAGAAAAUCGCGAAAACGACGGAGUCGAUUAGUCACGCUACGGAGAGGCAAAGCGACGUGGGAUGGCGACCGAAUAAAGAAAGGAAGUUGCUCUUGCUCACAGACAGAUUCGUAGGCGGACGAUCGUCGGUACACACGCCGGGGAGACGAAUCCAAAUCGUAUUAUACACUUUUCGGUCGUCGGCACUGGAUACGCGACAACCAAUCACGUUAUCUUUUAAAUACUUAUUAAAGAUUAUUAAAAUAAUGAAUCCUUGUUGAUCAUGUUGCGUGGGCGGGAUUAUACGUAGACGUAUGAUGCAAGCGUAAGAUGGUGUUUUGAUCUCUAGCGCGCGGAGAAAACGGUAAACAAAAUAAAAAAAAAAAAAAGAAAUUAACAGGACAAUGUCGAAUGUUGUAUUAAAGUCGUAAGAGAGGUAGAGUACGUUACAUAUAUAGAGACGAGAAGAAAAACGCGAUUAAUCACUGUAAGUGUCACUAGUUAACAAGAAAUCAAGGAAACUCGAUAAAAAAAAAAAGACGUGUAGUUUGAAACAUCGACAUUUUAACAUCGGCACAGUCAUCCCUUCGGCGAUAAAAAUUAUCAGGCGCGACUCGAUCAGCCUCUAAUUGUCUUAAUGAAAUAACGUAAAGCGUCUGGUCUUAUGAACUAGAUACGUAAAGUUACAAUUUGGAUAAAAAAGCAUUUAUUCCCCUCCUUCUAGGCCACGAAGUGCCAUUGAUUGUUUCCGAAGAAGUUAAGAGUAUGAAGUGAAGACGCGCGAAUAAUUUUUAUCGCUGCGAGAUGACGUCCGGCCCCAUCGUUCCUUUUUACGUGCGUUUGCUGUAGUUCAAGUUGGUGGAAAGGUGAUUAACAGCGCCGAUUUAUUGCGAUUAAAGACACGUAGAAAAGCGCCAUCCAUUUUUAUAUACAAAGUGACGUAGAAAAAUGUGACUAAAUUUCACGUCUCAUUUUGUCCAAUUACGAGCAUUUUUUUUCUUCGAAAUGACGAUGGUGUCUUCAAGAUCGCGACGCAAAGGCUGUUUCUUACUGAUGUAAUCAAUUUUUCAUAUUUAUUAUUAGUAAGACAUGAAAUAUAGCCACAUUAUCCCUCGGUACGUUAAAAGGGAGUAAUUUUAUCGCUAUCGCGCCGAAAGUAGGGGUUUUUUUUUUUAAAGGAACCUUCGCUUGUUCGUUCGGAUCUAACCGUAACUUGUUAUACGCGAAAAAUAUUACGCGUUCCAGAUCGAUUGCAACUAAUCACGUCGCAAUUGUUAAGUUAAUCUAGAAGCAGCGACGUAUAUGGAUUACGAGUCCUAGAACAUUACGGGUAUCAAAAAGUCGUAUUAGCGAAGCAAACGCGUGAUCUUAAUAUAAUCGAGAUUUAACGAUUAGAUAGUUAAAAAGAAGUAACAAUACGUAUACCACGAUAUAACGCGAUACUGUGCGAUUAUACUUGUUCUAUAAUUAUACUCGUAAAUGUGUAUUAUCACAUAUCGUAAUGAAAUUCACGUCGAAGACAGAAAAUUGCUCACUGUAAUUCGUCGCUAACGACUGCUGGUUUAUUUUCCUAUAAAUUAAUAAGCGCACGCGAGCGACGGCGAAGAACAACCGUUUUUUCCCUUUAUGCGGAAAUAGCUAGACUAUCUUUACGAUGAAGAAUGUUAGGUAAUAACGCGAGACUUCCGAUAUCGUAGAAUGGUGCAAUUUUGCAUUUUAGGAGGAAAUAAUUUCGGAAUUAUCUGGUAUACGAGAACAUCGUAAUAAGUGCGAGUGAACAACGGGAAGAGCCGCGUUUCAUCAAAAGCUGAAACUUACAAUUAAAUGAAGUAAGCCGGUAUGUCAGAUAAUGAAUGCCUCUGAAACCUUUCUCUCGCCAUGGUGCAAACUCGCCCAAUUUUACGGCACGUGGAACUCAGACGCGUACGAUUAUAUGCAAACAUUAUUAUACAAUUUAACAGACUUCUUCCCGCGAUUUCCGUGACGAGGAAUCGAAGGGUGAAUUAUUGCCAUCGGAGAUUCUCGCUGGAAGAUCGUCGAGAAUCAACUCGAAGAAUUCCCGAUCGCAGAAUUUUCUAUAAAAGUGGAUUUUAAAUUCAGGCGGAACGUGACACAUUUUGUGCGAAAAGUUUCCACCUCCUUGAACUCGAUAUGGACAGUUCUUCGAAGAUAUAUAACGCAGCAAACGUACUUGGGCAUGGUGUGAUCCGCCGCUCUCGUGAUCGCGAGUAUAAUCGUUAUGAAUAGUCAUAAGUUCGAGUAGAUUUGCCGAGAAAGGUAAAUUAAAUUGAAGGAGUAUUCGGUUUAUUCUUAGCAAAGUAAAUCUUCAGUUGGCUUCGGAGAAAAAUUUUCUACUUCAAUUGCGUCACAUCUUUCCUAUGGUUAUAAUUAUACACAAAUUUUACAAUUCAAUAUGUGUAUAAUGCAAAUUGGAGAUUCAAAUAUAUAUUUAAAUCGCGUAAUUAAUUACAAUAUAUGUACAUUUGUAUACAAGCUUAAUGCUCUUCCAAUUUAAUGACCUGUAAUUUUUUUCCGUUCUGUCAUUUUAAUUGGAGAAAUGGUUAGAAAAAUAUUCUUCAUUUUCCUUGCAGAAAAGAAUGAAAUACUUUUGCAUUAUUUUAAGGUGAUAAUAAAAAUUUACAUGUGUAUUUAUAUGAUUGAUCUUGAUAAGAUUUAUGAGUCUUUUCUCUGAUUUGUCUAAUUAUUAUAUCAAUUUAUGAAAUAUUCAACGAGAGUGACGGCAGACAAUGAAAUUGCCGUACAAACUGAACAUUUUAAGCGAACGAUUGAAUGAGAGUAAGAAAAGGGAAGUAAGAUAAGCGGCAUUAACGUGACUUGCGCCUUUAAAAUCGACAACUCAGCUUAAUACGCGGGGCUGUUAUAUAAAAUGUAAUCUUGUAAUAAAAAAAAAUAAAUAUUAUAAUAACGUUAGUGAUAACGAUUAACGAUAAAUAAUGAUAAUAUUACUACUACUAUUAAUAAUAACAAUAAUAAUAUUAAAACGUACUAGCUAUGAGAGACUCUUCGCCUGUACGAAAUGUUGAAAUCUCCUUUCUACGACGUUAACGUACGAUUAAGUCGACUUUUGCGAAUCGAAUCGUUUUCGAUUAACGAGUAGUUGCGGCGGACAGAAACGAGAGGGUGAAGGAAAAAUUCAAACAAAUAUACGAGUUAACUAAACGAAGGUUGAUAGGCUCAUAGGAUAUUGCAGUAGUGCAGAUGUACAGGGUGGCGCGACGAGGAGGAAAUCUGGCAGAGCGAUGUGCGAUCUUUCGAACGUCUCGCCGUAUCGAUCGUACACGAACGAAGAACAACAAGAUCGAAAGCGGAUCACGGAAAUGCCGAUUCUUACCGAACGUUACUUUUGUUCAAAUCAAUCAACCGAUCCCGGAACUUGACGGUGAGCUUCGUCUCGUCGAGCCGUUUCGCGACACUUUCGUCGAGACCGUUGAUAUUAACCCGUUAUACCCGAAACAUAAAUUUCUUCUCAGUUGUUAAUAAAGAUCGAUAAACGUAUAAAUACUCUUGUAUUGCUCUGAUGGGCUAUAACGAGUUAAGGGUCGUGCGCGAGUUUUGUAGUACUUGUAGCAUCUUUCUCACUCGACUCUGAUUAAUUAUCCGUGAGUUUUAAGAACUUAUCUAAGGACUUACCCAUAGAGGUAAUUACGAUUGCUCAUUGAUUAUGCCUGUCGUUUAAGUGUCAAGACAAUCCCCUGAUAACUCCAAGCGGCUGACGAUUAAACUACUUCUCGAUAUAAAUAUGUAUAAUACUACCUCUAAUUAACGCGAGUGUGCCGACGGCGUUGCCCGUCGGGUAUAACUUAUCGUAAGGUCUAUUAUAUACUAUAGCAUGCCAAAGUCUUCCGCCAUUAGUCGCCUAGUGCAGCUGACGGGUUUUUUCAGUUGCAAGAGCUUUCGCGAGACGCCACGCUCCACCGCAAAUCGCCGAACGCUCGCGCGAAUCGCGCUCCCGUUCGCACGAACGAAGGGGCGGUGGCUGCGAUCGCUCGCGAAAAUCAUUGCAAUCACUCGCGGUUGUUCAGCAGUAGUAGUGCGCUGUGAUGUAAGUAGUUCGAAGCUCUAGCGACGAAUUCUACGCUCGUAGAUCUAGCAUUGGGACUAAUCGCGCGACGGAGAGCGAAAGGCGAUGAAAUGAGACGAAAUCACACUCGGGACCUGCUCGUCCGAAUAAUAUCCAUCUUUGACGAGUUGAUUGUAUAAUUUCGAUCUGCGAGCAAAUGCGUACAUUUGCUUGGAUUUGCCAACAUCACAAUCGUAUAACUUACUUGAGACGAAAUUUAAAACAAUGCGAAAAGUUAAAUUGAAAUUGCUGAUUCACGCGAUUGAUCGUCUGAAUUUCACGCUUCGACGUAUCACAGAAUUUACUCGAUCACGCGGUAGCGCGUUUUGUCGACGCGCGAAGCUUCAAUUUGUGCCGACUUCGGAGACACAGUGUGAAUUUUUCAUAAUAAAUUAUUCACACGCAUGCUUUUAUGAAAUGGCUUGAAGAAAAUGACGGCUGACAAGAGUAAUUAUUGCUAACUUUUAUUACAGUUAGAGAUUGAACGCUAUUAGAGAGAACAAGGAGAGAAACCGAUCACGCUUUCCAUCUUUUAAACAAUAUAGCUGUCUUUGAAGAAACACUAUUAAUCGAGACGUUCGGAAGAUCGAUGAUCCCCUGCCUGUUCUUAUUAGACCGCUCUUUAUACAUACACAUGUAUUAUACAUUAUACAUACGCGGCAGAGAUUUAAUUAUAUCGACGACACGUAGCGUGUAAAAUCGUUGUUCGCGCUCAGCCCCGUUGUUAAAUUAAGCGAAACGAGAUAUCGUUCGCAUAGGACUUUGCUGCUCGUUACAUGAAUCGCGUCGUUAUGCUCGUCGAUCACGUUAAAUUCUUGUAGUGACUCUUUGUGCAUGAGAAUGAAAGGGUUUUGAUAGCGGGAAAAGAACAAAUAUUAGAAAAUAAUGUUGCGUUUAUUGUAAAAGUGUCAGUUUGUCAAGAAAACGCUGUAUAAAAUAAAGUCUUGUAAAUAAUUUGGCAAAAAUAAUGCAAAUAUUGCAUAUUAGCAUACAAGCAAAACUUUCCAAUGGAAUUAAACACAACAAUCGACUAUACAAAAAAAUAUUCUUCCGAUUCAGAAAAAAAUUCAAGCGUCCAAUCUCCAUGUUGAAUCACUCUUGAACAAUUCUAUGGAGAUAUAGAAUGUUUCCGUUAUAAAACGACGCCAUCGUAUUUACGUGACGGCUUGUAGUGCCAUCGCGACAGAAUGGGAAAAGCAAAACGACGCUUUUCGUGCCAUCGCACGCAGCGACGCGGAUUUUCGAGUGUCGCGUUACCAUCGUCAAGUCGUUUUGCCGGUUCGGGGCAAGGCUUGCAUGUAAAUUCCACUGUGCCAUUGUUUGUAAAGCGUUACAAUGACCCAUCGCCCGAAUUUAAUCGAUCGAUUAGCGCGGGCGAGCGAGGGCGGAGAAACAAGAAGAAGAAGAAUACUUAAGAUAGGCACACACGCGUAUCUUUUUCCACGACGAUGGCCAAUUUAUUAAUUAGACUAACUGAUUAGGUGAAACGUAAGUUCAAGUGCCAAAUUUCUAGCUAACUCUUAAAGCGUAAACGAGCACGCUGCAGGGCGAACGUGUACGCAAUAGGGCUGAAUAGGAAUGUAAUUAACGCGAGAGAGGUCAAAGGUGGUGCGGAAAUCGAUUACGGAUUAAUCAAGGAUCGAAGAGCGUCCGUGAUAUUAUUUUGCAAUUUAUUGUAAAUUUGAGAGAAAGAUUUUCUUUUCAUUUAUUUUCCUUAACUGCUUUAAUUUUAGUAAACUAAAUUUUGGAAACAAAAUUGAACAACAAUAAUAAUGAAGACUAUUCAUCAUACUGUAUCGGAAUUCUAUUUGAGCAUUAUGUAAAUAUAUUUUAAAUUUGCAAACGUCCAAAAUGUGCCCAGUAAUUUGCAACUAUACUGCAUAGAAUUGCGGACGAGAGAAAGAGAGAGAACAAAACGAUCCUGAUUUUAAUUCAAGUAUUUGUACAUAUUUUGCAUGAGAAUUCCGCAGUGAGUGAAACAAGCAGGAGGAAAAAUAUAUAAAAACCGAACAGAUAAGAAAAACGCGUCACAGCCAACUGAAUUUAAAAAUAAAUUUUUACGGAAGCGAAACUCAGUUAUAUUUCCGGCAGGCAAUACUCGUUCCCUUCUGUUUUGAAUCCUCGUUCAGCUAACUCGCCAGGCGCGAUUCCAUGGGAAACUGCGUUGUCCCCUGCGAGAGAAAAAAGCGACUUACAAAAAGAGAAAUGAGAGAAAUGAAAAACUCACGCUGGGUGAUUAGCGAAAUAGCGAGGAAGAAAAAUAAUCUCUAAUGAAAAUUACCGCAAGAGAAAAAAAAAUAAUAACAAAGGGAUAAAGAAAUAAAAGCGAAAACUAUUAAACACAUGUACCACUAAAUAUAAACUAUAUAUAUUUAAACUAUUGAAUGCUAAAGUCAUAUUCGUAAUAAUGAAUAAAAGAAAUGAAUUAAUAAUCGAUUAACUGAAUAUUAAAGCUAGCCUGUAAUCAAUAUAGCGACGUAGUUAUUACUCUGACAGUAAUUAUAGGGGUGAUUCAGAGGUAGUCUAUUAGUAGUUAGGGUCGAACUCUUUAUCGAGAUCACUUUCUCUCUAAACUAACGAUGGAAUUAAAUAAAUAAAUAAAAAAAAAGAUGAAGUUACACCUAAUUAUCUCUCGAUGCUAAACUAUAUUGAAUUUAACGGACGUAAAAGCCGCGAUGAUGCGAUUCCAGAGGAAAAAAAAAAAAAGAACCGACUAUAUAGAGCGCGAUCUAACUCUCUUCAUUCCCUACCUAUAUCUUUAUUCCCUAUGUACUUUAAAAAGAAGAAAAAAAAAUCGUCUCGUAUUGUCCACCGUUGUACCAGUCGUUAAGAUCGACAAUGGUGGCGCGCUAUCGAUCGCCAUCGAGAAUGCGAGGGCGG
Messenger RNA from Linepithema humile (Argentine ant), 12026 nucleotides. Its product is annotated as neuronal acetylcholine receptor subunit alpha-7-like. Gene Ontology annotation, molecular function: acetylcholine-gated monoatomic cation-selective channel activity; transmembrane signaling receptor activity. The record is from RefSeq and is a predicted model, not a curated record. Gene Ontology annotation, cellular component: neuron projection; plasma membrane; synapse. Gene Ontology annotation, biological process: signal transduction; nervous system process; regulation of membrane potential. NCBI's taxonomy places the organism in Eukaryota, Metazoa, Arthropoda, Insecta, Hymenoptera, Formicidae.